AUGAUAAGAAGUAUUUUUAUCAUAAACAAGGACCGAGAAGUUCUUCUUGAAAAGCAUUGGAAGACUAUAACUCCACGAUCAGUCCUCGAUUCGAUCUGCGAAGGCCAGUCGCAAACUUUGGACCCCUUGAAGGUUCCAACUGCAGUAGAGGCUCCAAAUAAUGUAAUAUUAAUUAUUGUGGAAAAAAAUAGUCUCUUUUUCAUUGCUACAUGCAACGAAGAAGCCCCUCCCCUUUUGAUUAUGGAGUUCCUUAACCAGGUUGUACUGAUUUUUGAGGAUUACUUCGGAAGCGUUGGAGAGUCAACUGUUGUCGACAAUAUUGUUUGCGCAUCGGAGCUUUUGGACGAGAUGCUUGAUAAUGGAUUUCCCUUAACAACUGAGCCAAAUAUUCUCCGAGAGCUUAUUAAGCCACCCAAACUUUUAAGAUCAAUUGCUGAAGUUGUGACAGGUCGACCUGUCGGUGGGGUCACAUCCACUCUGCCCAUCAAUCAGUUGACCAAUUUACGAUGGCGUCGCACUGGUGUCAAGUACACAAAUAACGAAGCUUUUUUCGACAUUACCGAGAGUGUCAACGCCAUCAUCGAUCGGUCGGGAAAUAUUCUUCUCGCUGAUGUUGAAGGGGCGAUUGACUGCACAAUACAUCUCUCGGGAACGCCUGAUCUGACCCUUAUUUUCAAUAACCCUCGAAUAUUAGAUGAUGUCGGUCUUCACCCUUGCGUCCGGUACAUUCGAUGGGACAAGCAAAGGAUACUUUCAUUCAUUCCACCAGAUGGAAAAUUUCGAUUGUUCACUUACUUUGUUCCAAAUCUUAGUUCCAUAUCUCUUCCAAUCGCACUGAGGCACAACAUUUCUCUCAAGGCUGCUGGCAGCCGAUUUGAGCUAUCCGUGUCUCCAAAGUCGACGGCUGGGCGACCGAAUAGUCAAGUGAAGCAACUUGCCCAGCUAACUGGAGCUGUAUCCUACCCAACACCAAACCAUAUUCUCCUCAUAAUUCAUUUUCCUAUGCUGCUUUCUAGAUAUGAUCGUUAUCUAGCUCCUGUGCUUGGUCUAGAAAAGUCUAACUGGACAGACACAUUUACUAUUCUCACGAUUAACGUGUGCCUUUGUUUGGUAAAGCUGGAGAAGGUGAAGGUUAAUGUGGCGAUGCCGUCGGAGGUUAGCAGUGUCAAUGUGACUCCUUCCCUUGGGAAGUCCAGUUUCGAUACGGUGACUAAAGUGCUCACCUGGGACUUGGGCCACCUGGAGACUCAAACAUACCCCUCCAUUAAGGGCUCGGUAACGCUGCACAGUGGGUGCACACAAGCCUCUACAGCGCCCAUCGUUAAUCUGCAGUUCGAGUUUCCUCAAUGUCUGGUGUCUGGUCUCCGUGUUUCCAGACUGGAGAUGCACACCGAAAGCUACAAACCCUACAAGGGCGUGAGGUAUGUUACUGUUGCAGGAAACUUCGAAGUCAGAGUCUAG
Molecule: messenger RNA, 1461 nt
Organism: Hydatigera taeniaeformis
Lineage: Eukaryota; Metazoa; Platyhelminthes; Cestoda; Cyclophyllidea; Taeniidae
Source: the annotation of a GenBank genome assembly